AUGACGCCUUCCGCAACGGAGACGCAAUGGAGCCAUGAAUACGACACGCUUCGUCGCCAAAGCUUGUUCCAGAAUCCUCCGGCCGACCACACCGCCUAUCCCGCCCUUCAACUAGCCGUCGACCCGCACAUCGAGUCUUUCAACGGCAUCUUUCGCGACGAUGGCAAGCCCGGCUUGCUUGCGCAUGGCCUCGUGGACAUUGGCUCCAAGAUCUUCCUAGACGGCGACGACAGCACCGGGCCCGACGGACGGAAUCGGCUGAGCAUACGGGUCAAGGAUGUGACCUUGCAAAAGCCGCAGUGCAGAGAACGCCAUGUCACAUACAGAGGAAAGUUGUCGGCAACGUUUGAGUACACCAUCAACGGCGGCGACCCGAUGGAGUUUACGCGAGACUUGGGGCAGGUGCCCGUCAUGGUAAAAUCUAAUCGCUGCCACCUGGAAAACAACUCCCCCGAACUGCUCGUCCAGCGCAAGGAAGAGUCCGAGGAGCUGGGCGGCUACUUCAUCGUCAACGGCAUUGAGAAAAUCACCCGCCUGCUGCAGAUGAACAAGAGAAACUUCCCCAUGGCGAUCACUCGGCCGAGCUUUGUGAACCGUGGCCCCGGAUACACGCCCUACGGUAUAAUCGUUCGCUCUGUCCGGCCGGAUGAAACGUCGCAGACCAACGUGCUGCACUACCUUCACGACGGGAACAUCACGUUCCGCUUCUCCUGGCGGAAAAACGAAUACCUCGUGCCCGUCCUGAUGAUCCUCAGGGCCCUGGUGGAGACGAAUGAUCGUGAGAUCUUUGAGGGAGUCAUUGGCCCCAUGGGCUGCAAGUCGACGGGCAAUACGUUCCUGACGGACCGAGUCGAGCUGCUGCUGAGAACAUACAAGAGCUAUCGCCUGUACGGCAAGGCGGAGACGCGCGCUUUCUUGGGAUCAAAGUUCCGAAUCGUCCUGGGCGUGCCGGAAACCUUGUCGGAUUACGACGUGGGCACCGAGUUUCUGCGGAAGAUUGCCCUGGUUCACCUUGGCAACAUCAACGUGACGGCGGAGCAGGACAAUGACAAGUUCCGCAUGCUGCUCUUCAUGAUUCGAAAGCUGUACGCGCUGGCUGAUGGCGAAUGCGCCGUCGACAACCCGGAUGCCGUGCAGAACCAGGAAAUCCUGCUGGGCGGGUUUUUGUACAGCCAAAUCCUCAAGGAGAGGCUGGACGAGUUCCUCGGCGUCAAUGUCCGCGCGUCUCUGCGAGACUACUUCCGCAGGAACCCGACGGUACGUUUCACGUCCGAGGACUUUCGCCGAGAGUUUCCCUCUGGGAUUUUCAGAAAGGCCAACGAGAACAUUGGAAACGCUCUCGAGUACUUCCUCUCCACCGGCAACAUGCAAAGCCCCUCGGGGCUGGACCUGCAGCAGACGGCCGGCUUCACUGUUGUCGCCGAGAAGCUCAACUUCUUGCGCUUCAUCAGCCACUUCCGCAUGGUUCAUCGCGGCGCCUUUUUCGCCCAGCUCAAGACGACGGCGUGCAAGAUCAUGACGGAUUCGAUCGACGUCUCUCGGCUGCCGGCCCUGGCCACGGAACUGGGCAUUGUGCCCACGUCGUCUGCUUCGACCGACGAAAGCGUCGUCGUCAUGCUGGACGGCAAGAUCCUCGGCUACUGCAGCCCCAAAGAGACUCGACGCAUCGCCGACUGCUUCCGCCACUGGAAGGUCGAGGGGACGCACGGCGUGCCGCUGCACCUGGAGAUUGGAUAUGUGCCGCCCUCCAAUGGCGGAUCGUACCCCGGCCUGUACAUGGCGUCGGGCCCGUCGAGAAUGGUGCGGCCGACGACUUAUCUGCCCCUGCAAAAGGAAGACUACGUCGGCUCCUUCGAGCAGCCCUACAUGUCGAUAGCGGUUGUGCCGCAGGAGAUUGAGUCGGGCCAGUCGACGCACGUCGAGGUCUCCCCGACCAACAUACUGUCCAUCCUCGCCAACAUGACCCCUUUUUCCGACUUCAACCAAUCCCCGCGAAACAUGUACCAAUGCCAGAUGGGCAAGCAGUCGAUGGGGACGCCGGGCGCGGCCAUGCGGUACCGGACCGACAACAAGUCGUACAGGCUGCAGACGGGACAGACGCCGAUUGUGCGGGCUCCCCUGCACAACGCGUACGGCUUCGACAACUUCCCCAACGGCAUGAAUGCCGUCGUGGCCGUCAUCUCGUACACCGGGUACGACAUGGACGACGCCAUGAUCAUCAACAAGUCGGCGCACGAGAGGGGCUUCGGGCACGGCACCAUCUACAAGACCAAGAAGAUCAGCCUCAAGGACGACUCGAGGAUCAAGGUGACCAAGAGCGUGACCAAGGCCUUUGGCUUCGCGCCGCACAGCUAUGUCAGCGCGUCCUACCAAGGAAUGCUGGACGACGACGGCCUGCCACACGUCGGCCGGCUAAUGCAGGACGGCGAUGUCAUCUGCGCGUGGCACACGGUCACGACCGACUACAACGGGAACCUGGUCAACCUCGACGGCGUCACCCACUACGAAAAGUACAAGGACCAGGAGACGGGCUUCGUCGAAGAGGUUCGGCUGAUUGGGGCCGAGACGGGAUCCGAGCCCCUGCAGACCAUCUCGGUCAAGUUUCGCGUCCCCCGUUCGCCCGUCAUCGGCGACAAGUUUUCGUCGCGCCACGGGCAAAAGGGUGUUUGCUCGCAAAAGUGGCCUGCCGUGGACAUGCCCUUUUCCGAGUCGGGCAUCCAGCCCGACGUCAUCAUCAACCCGCACGCCUUUCCGUCGCGAAUGACGAUUGGCAUGUUUGUUGAGUCGCUGGCGGGCAAGGCCGGCGCGCUGCACGGGCUGGCCCAAGACUCGACGCCGUUCAAGUUUGACGAGCAGAACACGGCGGCAGACUACUUUGGGCACCAGCUGAUGAAGGCCGGCUACAGCUACCACGGCAACGAGCCCAUGUACUCGGGCAUCACGGGAGAGGAGCUGGGGGCCGACAUCUACAUCGGCGUCGUGUACUACCAGCGACUCAGGCACAUGGUCAACGACAAGUACCAGGGCAGGAAGAGGGGCGGCGGCAUCCGCGUGGGCGAGAUGGAGCGGGACGCGCUGCUCGCGCACGGGACCGCGUUUCUGCUGCAGGACCGGCUGCUCAACUGCUCCGACUACACGCGGUCGUGGAUCUGCCGGCGGUGCGGGUCGUUUUUGUCGGUGCAGCCGACGGUGUCGCAGUUUGCGCCGAGCAAGAAAAAGGCGCCGAGCAUGGUGCGGUGCCGCGGCUGCGCCGUCCGGCUGGACGAGCGCGAGGGCGUGGACCUGACGGAGGUGCAGGGCGAGAUCUGGGAGGACGGGCAGGGCGUCUGCUGGGUCGGGGGCGACGAGACGACGCAGGUGGUGAUUCCCGGGGCGCUCAAGUUCCUCGACGUCGAGCUGGCGGCCAUGGGGGUCAAGCUCAAGUACCGGGUGAGCAGGGGGGACGAGCCUCGCAAGGGGCCGCUGCGGCCGAUGGCGCGGCCGAGUGCCAUCCAGGCGUGA
Molecule: messenger RNA, 3501 nt
Organism: Hirsutella rhossiliensis
Lineage: Eukaryota; Fungi; Ascomycota; Sordariomycetes; Hypocreales; Ophiocordycipitaceae
Product: RNA polymerase rpb2
Exons: 5
Coding region: 1-3501 (1166 amino acids)
Biological process (GO): DNA-templated transcription
Cellular component (GO): nucleus; RNA polymerase I complex
Molecular function (GO): DNA-directed RNA polymerase activity; ribonucleoside binding; DNA binding
Source: RefSeq, a predicted model, not a curated record